This is a messenger RNA of Ruditapes philippinarum (Manila clam), 747 nucleotides long. RefSeq lists its product as uncharacterized. The coding region runs from base 34 to 516 and encodes 160 amino acids. The record is from RefSeq and is a predicted model, not a curated record. Lineage: Eukaryota; Metazoa; Mollusca; Bivalvia; Venerida; Veneridae. The transcript has 4 exons.
AACACCCUGUACCCGGAAGUUAAACUUGUAAACAUGGCUGACACUGAAAGCGAAACAAAAAUUGAAUAUCUUCCUCUAGAUACAGCAUGUGAUGAAAAGGAAAAAGAUGGAUUUGUCCGGGUGAUUGUGAAAGUGAAAAACUUGAAAACAUCAACUAAUAUUGUAAGAAAAGGACUUCUCCUUAAAACAGUAAAGAAGCCAUCUAAUGCAAAAAUAGAUACGGUGUUUGAAAAUCAAGGUUUUUGUUUGACUGUGAAUGGUGAGAAAGGAGACCUGAAGGGAAAGAAUUAUCAGUUAAAGAUUAAGAAGCUUCCUCAUGAAAUAGACAGUGAUAAAAGUUAUUAUGAGGUGGAUGAGAACAGGGUUUUGUUGUUCUUGUGUAAGAAACAGAACAAAUCCUGGUACCCGGAGCUAAAUAAUGGGCUUGAAACUGCUGAAGAGGAGGAAGAAGAGGGGAACCAGUUGGACGGGAAUCAGCAAGGCCAGCAAGAGGGGAACCAGCAGGAAGAGAAGUAGCAUUAGGGGAACCAGUAUGAACUAUAGGGAGGAGGAUCAGUGAUGUAGAUGUAACUAAAUAUUGUGUACAAAUAUAAAUGUAAACUGUGAUUUGAUACAGUGUAUUGUAAAUGUACAAAUUAAACAACCAUCUUUAUACUCAAGAGAGAUAACUUCCAUGUAUGGAGUCAGAUAUGAAGGUGUAAUUUCUAUUAAUACAAUGCUGUCAGUUAGUUCUGUUUAUUUCUUUAA